This is a messenger RNA of Salvia miltiorrhiza (redroot sage), 1510 nucleotides long. RefSeq lists its product as uncharacterized. The record is from RefSeq and is a predicted model, not a curated record. Lineage: Eukaryota; Viridiplantae; Streptophyta; Magnoliopsida; Lamiales; Lamiaceae.
CUACAUUCAACUCAAAAGAGAAAAGAGAGAAAAAAAAAAGUAGUAUUCCUCGAAAAAUGGAAAUACAGCAUUCGCACACAAAUGACCCCCUUUUCCGCGGUUAAUCCAAACACAAAUUAUAAUUUCAAAAUUCUGAGUUCUGUUCUGUUCUGUUCAUGGAUUUCUCAGCUUGCCCUAUUUGUAAUUUCAGCGUUCCGACUCACGAACUACAGAGACAUGCGAAUCAGCACUUUCAUUGAUGAAGAUGAGGCGAGAGAUAUCGAGUUCGCGCGCCGAAUCGCUCUUCUUCCGCCCAGUCCAUCUCCAGCUAAUAAAGAUUUUUCAAUUUGUGAGCUAGCCUCUUGGGAUAGCCCUCCGAGCAGCUCUUCUGGUAUUGAGUGCCAAGGUAGCUACAACUGCAAGUGGAGGGAACCAUAAUGAUCACGCACGAGUUUCUCUAGUCCUCUCACAGAAACAGGAGGCAUUCUACAAAAUUGAAGGUGAUUUGAUGAUUAUGCUGAGAAAAUGUUUGGAAUCAGAAUCAGGAAGCUCAAGAACUGUAUUGUGUGGGUAUAUUGAUCAUUUUCAGAGCACUGUAUCCCAUGAUGUUGGUUGGGGAUGUGGGUGGCGUAAUAUCCAGAUGCUCAGCUCUCACUUGAUCAAACAAAGACAAGAAGCAAGACAAGUCCUUUAUGGUGGUUCUGGGUUUGUACCUAAUAUUGAAUCACUUCAGAGAUGGCUUGAACUUGCCUGGGAAAAAGGUUUCGACCCCCCUGGCUCAGAUGAUUUUGAUCGGAAAAUCUAUGGCACAGAGAAAUGGAUUGGGACCACCGAGUGUGCUGCACUAUUCCGUUCCUUUGGUCUGCGUGCCAGAAUUGUGGAUUUUUCUACUAGGAAAGCCACAGAGGUUUAUGGUCCAAUGGACAGGUUUCUUUCAAAGGGGAAAGUAGGCUCUUCAGUCUCAGUAUCCUCUGGGAAAGAAAGCUAUAGAGAUUCUAGUGUUUUACCCGGGAUUCAGGGUAAGGGUCAUCAGGUUCUUGCUCGGUGGGUUUGGAAAUACUUUUCUAGCAGCAAUGCGGAUAGAUCAGGCAAUCAUCGCGUUGUUCUUAGUGAGAAAUCGCCACUGUACUUCCAACAUGAUGGCCAUUCAAGAACCAUUGUUGGCAUUCAAACUAAGUCUGAGAGGAACGGGAUGCAGCAGUACAACUUACUAAUUCUGGAUCCUGGUGAAAGAACAGGAGCUCUGGAGAAAUCUCUGAGGGAAAAUGCUGGUUGGCAGAAAUUGAUAAAGAGAGGCACGCACACUUUGAAGAAGCCGCAAUACCAGUUAUGCUAUAUUGAUCCUGGAAUUGCAAGCGGGGAAGAGUUGGAGGAGCUCAAGGACAUCCACAGUGUCCUUCAUGAGUUGUAGAAAAUAAUCUUGAAAUUGAACAAUGUUAUCUACCAAGUACUUUUUUGUCGGUGGACAAAAGAUGCCUUUGCUUCCAUGUAUACUUGUAAAUCAAGGAACAAAAAAUGCCUUUGCUUCCAA